AUGUGUACCAGCCUGACCACUUGCGAGUGGAAGAAAGUCUUCUAUGAGAAGAUGGAGGUGGCCAAGCCGGCCGACAGCUGGGAGCUCAUCAUAGACCCCAACCUCAAGCCCAGUGAGCUGGCCCCCGGCUGGAAGCAGUACCUGGAGCAGCACGCCUCGGGCAGGUUCCACUGCUCCUGGUGCUGGCACACCUGGCAGUCGCCCCAUGUGGUCAUCCUCUUCCACAUGCACCUGGACCGCGCCCAGCGGGUGGGCUCGGUGCGCAUGCGCGUCUUCAAGCAGCUGUGCUACGAGUGCGGCGCGGCGCGGCCGGACGAGUGGAGCAUGCUGGAGGAGAACAUCGAGAGCCUGGUGGACAACCUCAUCACCAGCCUGCGCGAGCAGUGCUACGGGGAGUGCGGCGGCCAGUACCGCAUCCACGUGGCCAGCCGCCAAGACAACCGGCGGCACCGCGGCGAGUUCUGCGAGGCCUGCCAGGAGGGCAUCGUGCACUGGAAGCCCAGCGAGAAGCUGCUGGAGGAGGAGGCGACCUUCUCCGGUGCCUCCAAGCCACGGGCCCAGGAGGCAUCGGGCUACAACUUCUUCUCCCUUCGCUGGGGCCUCUUCUGGGCCUCACUCUGCCUGCUCAUUGUCUACCUGCAGUUCUCCUUCCGAAGCUCGACCUUCCUUUAG
Molecule: messenger RNA, 672 nt
Organism: Balaenoptera acutorostrata (minke whale)
Lineage: Eukaryota; Metazoa; Chordata; Mammalia; Artiodactyla; Balaenopteridae
Gene: RTP2
Product: receptor transporter protein 2
Exons: 2
Coding region: 1-672 (223 amino acids)
Biological process (GO): protein targeting to membrane; protein insertion into membrane; detection of chemical stimulus involved in sensory perception of bitter taste
Cellular component (GO): cell surface
Molecular function (GO): olfactory receptor binding
Source: RefSeq, a predicted model, not a curated record